AUGUCAUCUGAGCAAGUGGUGACAAUGGAUACGGCUGCCAAUACCCCGAUUGACAAGGGUCCGAUUGACAAGGGUCCGAUUGAAAAGGGUCUGACGGAGCAGGAUUUGGUAGUGUACAAGACUAUGCCGGUGUGGAGUGCUAAGACGCUGCCGAAUGGGUUCAAGGAGAAGCACAAUACCAAGGAAGGUGUGUGGGCAAAGUUAACUGUGUUGGAGGGUGCUUUGGACUUUGCAUUUCUAACGGAGGAGGGGAAGGUUGUGGAUGAGUUGAUCUUUACCCCGGAGGAACAGGCACCACUUGUGGAGCCGCAGGUAUGGCACCGGAUCUCGAGUGUGUCCCCAGAUAUUUUAUGCCAGUUGCGCUUUCUCUGCGAGCCGAGAGAUUACUAUUUUCGGAAGUACGGUUUGACACCGCCUCACUCGGAAGUCGUGGCCGCCUUGAAGGGCAAUCUUGAGGUUGAUGCGUCGCCAUGGGCGUUGGACGUUGGCUGUGGGAAAGGUCGUAACGCACUUUACCUUCAACAGCACGGCUGGAAGGUCACAUGCUGGGACCGAAACGCCGAGAGCAUCCAAAGUCUCGCGACAAUUGCACAAGAGGAAAAAAUCCAAGAAAAUAUUGAUGCCACUGUACACGACCUAGACUCCGAGUCACUCCCGACAGGACCAUAUAACCUCAUCGUUAACACCGUCGUUCUCAUGUUCUUAGAACCCAAAUCCGUCAACCGAGUCGUCAAAGAAAUGCAACAAAGCACCGCCGACGGAGGAUACAACCUCAUUGUCUGCGCCAUGGAUUCAGAUGACUAUCCCUUGUCCGACCAACCCAAUCUACCGUUCAAGUUUACCUUCAAAAAAGGACAACUCAAAGAACUAUACUCCAACUGGUCCAUUCUUAAAUAUAACGAAGAUGUCGGAUCACUUCAUAAAACAGACGAACAUGGAAAUCCAAUACAACUUCGGUUUGCUACACUCUUAGCCAAGAAAAUCUCGUCCUAA
Messenger RNA from Gregarina niphandrodes, 993 nucleotides. Its product is annotated as tellurite resistance protein TehB. Gene Ontology annotation, cellular component: cytoplasm. The record is from RefSeq and is a predicted model, not a curated record. Lineage: Eukaryota; Apicomplexa; Conoidasida; Eugregarinorida; Gregarinidae. Gene Ontology annotation, biological process: response to tellurium ion. Bases 1 to 993 code for a protein of 330 amino acids. Gene Ontology annotation, molecular function: S-adenosylmethionine-dependent methyltransferase activity. The transcript has a single exon.